This is a messenger RNA of Mya arenaria, 3696 nucleotides long. RefSeq lists its product as uncharacterized. The transcript is spliced from 5 exons. The coding region runs from base 105 to 2108 and encodes 667 amino acids. The record is from RefSeq and is a predicted model, not a curated record. Lineage: Eukaryota; Metazoa; Mollusca; Bivalvia; Myida; Myidae.
UUUGAUUAGAUGUAUUAAACAUAAUAAUUGAGUUAAUAUGGCACCGAAAGAUUUCCGUUGUAGUUAUUUUCAUUUUGAACCGUUACAUUAUUCACGUCGUGUAAAUGUUUCACAGGCGACACGCAAUCAUGUUCAUCGGCUAUAUCAAUGUUGUUCUCGUUUCUUGUAGGCUUCCUUUACAUAAGAAUGGUGUGGACUCUGACAUUGCUGAACCGGGUUCUCCCUAUCCAAGGCUUUCGGUCCCAGCUGGUCCAAAAGAUGUUUCCAAAACUAUCCCAGAAGCAGAAAAAGAAAUCUUACUGUCUCCUGGUAAAUGGCCUAGUUUUGUACAUCAUUGUACACAAGCUAAGGAAAUCUGGGUUCAGUAUCACCAGCUUUUACCUCAGUUUGGCCUUCGAUUGAAUGAGGAUACAUUACGCAUUGAGAAAGAAUUUCUGUCAAAUUUUAACAACGAAUUUGUCAAUUUUGCUUUUGUCGGAUUGACACCAAGUGGAAGUUCGUCGAUUUCAAAAAUGAUUUCGAAUAAUGCAAACCUUGCAACAAUUGUCUACCAAGCUAAAAGCAGAUCCGAAGAUUUUAAGAACAUUUGCUCACAAAAUCAGAUUGCACCGCUGGUUAUCAUAUCCCAUGUUGGUGCGGAAAAAUCGGCAUUUCUUUAUGCAGAAAAAUACAGAUACGCAAGCAAACCCGAACGGGAUUGUGUUGUUGUUGUUGUAUGCGAAAACAAGCAAUGCAGUCAUAACAAAAGAGAUUUGAACAGAUUAAUCACUUAUACUUGUGAGAGGAAUGUGACGAUGAUACAGAGGGAGAUUUCGAUACUGCUUAAACGAUGGACGUACCGGAUACUAGCUCAAAGAAUAAAUGCAAUGAAGAUACUUUUAGAUUCCAUGAACGAUUGUCAAUUGCCUUCUCCUGAAUGUAUUCAGCAAUUAUGUGUCCAUGGAAUUGAGAAGGAAGUUGGAGCUGUGCAACACAUCGAUGACCGAAUAUGUUCUGUACGAAAACUUAAGGAACUCCUAAAUGAAAGUCGAGCUUUGUAUUCGAGAAACCAUAUACCCCCUACGGACUUCCCAGAUUUUCCCCCGGAAUUGCGAAGACCAAAUGAAAAGAUGCUCAAACAAAUUUCGAAAUCUGAUUAUGUCAUUGGAUGUGGCGACAGAUUCGGAACACUUCUUAUAUUGGUCGACGAAGAGAUAGAAAACAGAGAAACAUUUGAAGAGAAACUGAUAGCAGAAUUGAAGUUUUCCGAUUUAGGAAACGGUGACGUUGAAUUUAAAUACGUUUCAAAAGGACUUAGGUAUUUUCUCAAAUCAGGUGAAACCAUUUUUGUUAAAAAUGACAAAUCCUAUGGAACCCUUGCUGGCUUUGCAACUCAAGACAAUGAUAGUUCGAACGAACAAGGCAACGUUUUUGCCCUCUUUUCUCGACAUGUUGCAGUAUGCUGCUCAAAUUCGAAGCUUAAGGUUCAAGAUGAGAUAGUUGGUGAGGUAUUGCCAUCUGAUGGUGGUUGUAUUGAUAUAGCAGCUGCUAAGAUUUACUCUCACCUUGUGGAAUCCUGUGACAAUACGUUUGUUACUGAAGAAAACACAGAGAAGACAAGUGUUACUUUUGAUCCGAACACAGAAGACAUAUCUUUACCGGGAACUUUAGUUCAUCUUGUUGGCGCUGCAUCUGAAGAAAUAGGACUUGGCAAGAUAACUGUUACAAAGUAUUUCUCAGAGCAGACACAGGAAAUGAACACAUUUUUGAUAGAAAAUAGGGUAAGCAAUACACAUGUAUUUUGUGAACCCGGUGACAGCGGCGCUAUGAUCCUGUCUUAUUUACCAGAUGAUGACAAACUAGUAGCUAUUGGGAUGUUGAUUGGUUCUUUCAAAAACAAAAAUGACGAUAAGACAGAUGCGUUUGCAAAUCCAUUUCCACCAAACAGAAAGAAACAUAGGGCAACAUACGCUGCAGAUGAACUAUAUUCAGCAUUUUAUCUGAAGGAUGGCUUAAAUGAAUUGAGCAAGAUCCAUGGCAAACAGUUCCGCUUAUUUGGCGAAAACAAUAACACGUACUCUUGCAAGGGAAGUAACAAAUGCGACGGAGCUUUUGCUGUUGCCAAUUGACAUGGUCUCACAACAUAAUUGUGAAUAUUGCCAUUCAAAUUACAAUGUUUGAAACGAAACAGAAAAAACAAGAACAUUUUAUUCGAAAUGAUCAUAUCAAAAACAAUGGGAAAUCUAUACGUGUAAAGGAAAUAUCAUUUAAUUAUUAUAUAAUCGUUGCAUUGACGUUUAUAUAUUGAUCGUUCUUAUACCAUCUUUGUAUUUUUUUAUUGAAUCAAUACCUGAUUUGAAUAUACUUGCACUCGGUAUUUGCACUUUUACGACGUUGUGUCUGUUGUUUCAUUCUAUUGCUGACGGCUACUAUGCAAGACUUAAAUUAGGUUUAUUUCAUUAUAUAACAAUAUGUUUUACUCUGCCCAAAACUGAUUGUCAUCGAUCGCAUGUUUUUAAUUUGAUUGCGAGGUAUACCGUAAAAAGAUACGUGUUAUGGUUAUUUCAGUGAAAGAUCGAAUUUUAUUUCACGAGUGUCACAGAAAGCAUAUUUUCCAAAAGAGUUUUUCUUUUUCACGAGUGAAAUUGAAUACGAUCUUACACUGAAAUAAACACAUUUUCUGUUUCCUUUAUGUUUUUUAGGAGUAAUUAUUAAGUUAAUUAUUUUCUUUAAUACCCCUUUUUUGAAGGUAUUAUUUACACCGCUACCCGCGAGACGCCCUUCACGCGAAAUUAUAGCUGAUGUCGUAGCUUUCAAUUUUCUUUUUCUGGUUUGCUAAUAAAGAAUUCUCUGAUAUUCUUCUUAAUAGUUUAUUAUUCGCUUGUGUUUUUAGUACAAAUUUUGUAUGAACAUCAAUCAAUGAAAUUUUAUCAGUUCAUCUAUGUUGAAAAGGCACUUUCAAAUAAUACAGUGCAUGCAGACAUAACCUAAUUACUACGCCGCCUUUAUUGCAUGAAACAUUGUAAUGUCGAUAGUGUUAGCAAAACAAUUGAGGAUGAGCGUCAGAUUUAAAACAUUUGUUUUCUAAAUAUAAGAGUGUUUUUAUGAAUCAUGUAUAUUUUGUAAUCUUACUGUGCCAGAGACCAGUCUGAUUCACUUGAAGGCAGGUCGUUUUCUAGGUAAUGAGCAAAGACCACGCUAGAUUGUUAACAGAUUAUGAGGCGUGGUAUUUCACUGUUGUUAAUUUACUGAUAAAACUUAAUAUUUCAUCGGAAAAGCAUGAAAGAAAUCCCUUUUAUUUGAAUGCUUUGUUGUUAAAUUAUGUUUCCUUACCGUUACAUUUAAGGUAUUUGAAAAAUUCGUCAUUAUUUUCUAUGUUUUGAAUGCUGAUUUUUUUUUUCAUUGUGAAAUUUAUGAUGUGUAAAUGUUCUAUCAACUCAGAUUGCUAUGUUGCAGUGUGUUGGCACUUUAUGUAUGUGUAUGUAUAUUAACACCUUCUCCGUCUAUGCCGUGACCUUUCAACUUUUUGGUUGUCCUACCUAAAGACCUCUUAAAGCUCAUAUCAAACUAUUUCUCACAUGUAUUACUUGCUAUGUUACGUGUUAUUGUUUAUAAGUGUAUUUUGUUUUUUGCACGGCACGGACCAUUUGGCUUAUUGAGCCUGUAUUUAAAAUAUACUAUAUAUAAGUGUAUUUUGUUUUUUUGCACGGCACGGAC